Molecule: messenger RNA, 2749 nt
Organism: Magnolia sinica
Lineage: Eukaryota; Viridiplantae; Streptophyta; Magnoliopsida; Magnoliales; Magnoliaceae
Product: mediator of RNA polymerase II transcription subunit 8
Exons: 12
Coding region: 314-2023 (569 amino acids)
Cellular component (GO): mediator complex
Source: RefSeq, a predicted model, not a curated record
CGGGACUAAUCCGCUCCCAUGUCAUUGCAGGGACUUCCAAUCCUCUACGCCCCGCUGCUGGGAACUGAAAACGGCGCGCACUACGGAACCCGCGCACUUUAGAAUAUCGCAGUUCGAGGAUCUCAUCACACGAGCUUCGAACAUCUCUCUCAUUAAAGGAUUUCGAAUUCUCUCAUUUCUCUCUCAACCUUGCUUCUGCUGGAUUCAUUUCUAGGGUUUUUACUCCUUUUUGGUUCUUGCUUCUUUCGGAGGUCGACGCUGCCACCUUUUCAGGUUCGAAUCGCCUCGUCUCUCCCCUCUCCGUCGCGUUUGGAUGGCGGCAGCAGCAGCAGCAGUAGCAAUAGGAGCCAUGGAAGCGGCGGGGCCCGGUGCGGGAGGAGAGGAGGCGGGGGGCCCACCAGCGGCAAUGGCAGCGCCAAAGGCGGAGAGGCUGAACCAGGCGGUGCAGCAGCAGCUGAACCUGGACUCGGUGAAGACCCGGGCCCAUGGCCUCUUCAAAGCCAUCUCUCGCAUCCUUGAGGACUUCGACGUCAUCGCCCGUUCCAAUUCCGUCCCCAAAUGGCAAGAUGUUUUGGGGCAAUUUUCAAUGGUAAACCUUGAGCUUUUCAACAUUGUGGAGGACAUAAAGAAGGUGUCCAAGGCAUUUGUAGUGCAUCCGAAGAAUGUGAAUGCAGAGAAUUCAACAAUACUACCUGUGAUGCUGUCAUCAAAGCUAUUACCAGAGAUGGAAGCGGAGGACAACCUCAAGAGAGAGCAGUUAUUACUUGGGUUACAAAACCUCCCUAUACCCGCACAAAUUGAAAAGCUAAAGACCAGAAUUGAUAUGAUUGCAGCAGCCUGUGAGAGUGCUGAAAAGGUCAUAGCUGAUACCCGUAAGGCCUAUGGUUUGGGUUCUCGUCAAGGGCCUGCAAUUGUUCCCACUUUGGACAAGGUGCAAGCUGCAAAGAUUCAAGAACAGGAGAAUUUACUUCGAGCUGCUGUAAACUUUGGGGAAGGAUUACGAAUACCUGGGGAUCAGAGGCAUGUUUCAUCUGCCCUUCCGAUGCAUUUGGUAGAUGUGCUCAGUUUUGGGGAUGGCACUCAGAAUUUCGCUGACAAUUCCGGUGCAUACCCAAAAAACACUCCCUCUUCCAUGCCAUCUGGGAACAUCAACCCUCAGGGAUCUACACUCCAGGCUCCAGGAGCACCACUGAUCGCAAGGUCAGUUCCAUCACCAUCUGCCAUUUCUGGGUCUACUUCCUUUGACAAUGCAUCCACACCUCCCUUGCCCUAUGCCAACUCACCUAGACCUGGCACAAGCAUGAUGAACACGCCUUCACCUCAGCAACAGGCACAACAGCAACAACAACAGCAACAACAGAGGCAGAAAAUGAUGCAGUUACCUCAACAGCAGCAACAGCAGCAACUCCUUGCUCAACAACAGUUGAGGCAAUCUUCUACACCAGGUGGACUGGGACAGAACUCAGUUCAGCAACUACAAGACUUACAGGGGCAGAGUCAGCAAAAGUUCCAACAGGUACACGGGCAACAUCAAAUGCAGUAUUCUCAAUCACUAGGUCACCAGCAAUUCUCGAACAGGCAAUUGCAGACCAGUCACAUGCAGCAUAAUAUGGGGCAAAACCAACUUGGCCAAGGGAAUCAGCUGAGGAGCCAUCUAGGCCAGUUUGGUGGAACCGCUAACAGCGCCCUGUUCAAUGCUGCUCAAACAUCGCCGAAUUCUCAGAUGAUUUCGAACAUGUCAGCUACAAUGUCAUCACAGACGCUUUUGCCCCGAGUGCAGUUUGGAUUGUCUGGUGGGCAUUCUCAGCGGAGUCAUGCUUCCCAAAUCCUAAGUGACCAGAUGUUUAACAUGGGAGCAGCCAAUACUGCAAACAUGGUGCAGAUGCAACAACAGCAACAUGGCCAGCAGGGCGGAUUUGGUAACAUGCAAACCAACACGCAGAAUCUGCAAUCCGGUAUGGUGGCUCUUCAAUCUACACAAAAUCCCAACUACCCACAACAAAGACAACAAAACCAGCAGUAGGAUCUGAUGUUUAUUUUCCAUGAUUGUACACUCUGGUCCCAUCUAUUGCCAAUGAAUGGUGCAAUUAGAACCUGAUGUUGCAUUCAUGGUUUCAUGAGAGCGGGGGAUCAUUUCGGUAUUUUUCGUGUGAAGCGAAUCAAUGUCAUGCUCCAAUAUGUGGGUUUUGCACACAUCAGCAUAGUCGGGAGGUGUCGAGAAUAUCGUCUGAAAUGCAAGUAGGGACAGAUAGUUUUUGAUAAUCUGGCCCAUUGAUUGAAUACCACGUGUUUGUAAGAAUGCGAUGCUUGCUAACAGCUCCAGGUCAUGCUAAAAUUGCAUAUUUGAAUCUUGAUUGGAGCGAUGGAUUGCCAUAAACAGAAAAGGAAGUCCUGGAUGUUAGGCAUCUGAUUGGAGCAGUUUUGGGAAUGGCCUGGUUUUUGUUAUGUUCUUGUUUGGAUGCCCACACAAUUCUACAAAUGCUUCAAUCAGCAGCCACCCUAGAUUCAACCCAAUGACAGCCAGUUUCCAUGAAAAUCAACCCGUCCUAAAAUUGAGGCGGAAUCACGACUAGAGAUUAUUUUUCUUUUUGCAUUUUCGUGUUUGAUCAUGUACACAUGUUUUAAAUUCAAAGAUGCUUCGACAGCUUGAUUUCGUGUGUUGAUUGGAUGGCCCAGAUAAUGACCGCUGCUGGAUUAUUGCAUAUGGGCAUAUAUGCAAAAUGUCUUUUUAUUUAUUUUUUAUUUUUUU